GAAGUUUAACACUGGCAGUUGACGCGGAUUGGCACAUGGCAAGGAUUACAUUAUUUUGUCCAAAGCCGCCGUCUCCGGCUUCCUCCACAGUAAAUUGUAGUGUGGCCCAUUCGCUUAUCAAUACCGAGAUGUGGAAAAGCGGCCACAGACGCGUCCAUACCAACAGCAACACACUUCAGGACCCUUUAAAGCAGCAUCCAUCCUGUCUGAUAACAAUUAUCAGUUUAGCCGAAGAACCUCCGUCGACAUUUUUUGCCUGCGACACAAUUGCACAGAUUCUUCUACACGUCAAGAUCCUACCAUUGCCGCAGACAUGGCUCCAGACAGAGGAAACCGUCCGUCAAAGGCGACGCCGUCGUCGUCGUCCCGUGCUUGGGAGUCUCUCAACCCGCCUCUCUCACCAUGGAUCCUCGAAGCCACUUCCUCCAUGAACUUUCCCCGCAUGACACCCGUUCAAGCCUCUACCAUUCCUCUAUUCAUGGGUCAUAAAGAUGUCGUGGUUGAGGCUGUCACAGGAAGUGGAAAGACGUUGGCAUUUAUCAUACCAGUAAUUGAACGAUUACUGCGGUUGGAAGAGCCCAUCCAGAAGCAUCAUGUUGGUGCCAUUAUCAUCUCACCCACCAGGGAACUGGCGUCGCAGAUCUUCAACGUGUUGAUCUCGUUACUGGACUUUCACCCACCCUCUGCGGCGACACGCAAGGCCAUCCUUAUACCAGAGGACGCAGUUACCGAUGAUCAAACCGAGACCUUUCCUCCCUCAACUCCUAAGAUCACUCCUCAACUUCUUCUCGGAGGCUCCACAACCCCUGCGCAGGAUUUGAGUACAUUUCUCAAGACGUCUCCGAACUUAUUAGUCUCGACGCCCGGCCGUCUGCUCGAAAUCCUGUCCUCACCAUAUGUACAUUGUCCCCAGUCGUCUUUUGAGGUACUCGUGCUCGACGAGGCAGAUCGCUUGCUGGACUUAGGCUUCAAAGAUGAUCUUACCAAGAUUUUGAACCACCUACCCAAACAACGCCGUACAGGACUAUUUAGCGCCAGUGUCAGCGAAGCCGUCGACCAGAUCAUUCGAGUUGGACUACGGAACCCUGUCAAAAUAGCGGUCAAAGUAAAAGGUGCAAAUGGCGUCGAGGACAAGCGUACACCCGCGAGUCUCAGGAUGACCUAUGCGGUCACUCCAGCGUCUCAGAGGUUUCCGGCGUUGGUGGCUCUUCUAGGAGGACUAGACACUCUGCCUCUACGGACUAUUGUUUAUCUGUCUACGUGUGCUGCGGUGGACUAUUUCCAGGCUCUACUACCGACCAUUCUUCCAUCCGAAGCUGUACUUGUGCCACUCCAUGGCAAGCACCCAUCAAACGUCCGGCAGAAGAAUUUUAUUCGGUUCACGAACUCAGCUUCUCCAGCAAUCUUGCUCACAACAGAUGUUGCAGCACGAGGAUUAGACAUUCCAUCAGUGGAUUUGGUGGUACAGAUCGAUCCACCGUCCGAUCCAAAGGUCUUCCUCCACCGCUGCGGAAGAGCAGGUCGAGCAGGGCGAAAGGGUCUCAGCGUCGUCUUCCUCCUUCCAGGCCGCGAAGAAGACUACGUAUCAUUCCUCAAUGUCAGGCAAACGCCGAUCGAGCUGUUGACCAACCCAGACAUUUCCGUAACCCAAGAGGAAUGCACCGCCACCGAACAAGCGUUCCAAGAUGUCGUCCUAAAAGACCGACUUCUGCACGAAAAGGCUCAAAAAGCAUUCGUCAGCUGGGUCCGAAGCUACUCCAAGCAUCAAGCGUCGUCGAUCUUCCGGGUCGCAGACAUAGACUGGGCCGACCAUGCAUCGGCCUGGGGACUGCUGAAAAUGCCCAAGAUGCCCGAACUCAAGACUUGGGAUCGAAGCACCUACAAGGCACGCACUAUGGAUUGGGAUAAUUAUAGCUACAAGGACAAGCAGCGAGAAAAGCAGCGCAAACAGGAACUUCGAGAAGGUCCGAAGGAUAUACAGCCGCUGCGAAAGAAGCGAGAAGCCACAGUGGCGUGGUCCGACAAGAUCGAACACAAGGCCCACAAAGAGGUCAAGCGCUCGAAGAAAGCUGCUAAACGCGACUAUGAGCGCGUUGCGAAGAUGACCGACUCCGAAAAGGAGCGCGAAGCAGAGACGGCGAGGAUGGUGGAAGCGAUUCGGCACCAACAACAAUUGAACGCCAAAAAUGACGACGAUGAAUUUGAAGGAUUUGGAUAAAAUGCGGCUCCUUUUGUGCCUCUUUUGACGACAUGACGACCACUUUCAAGCGGAGGAAGCGCGCGAGCAGAUACCCAAAGAAGAUAAGGAAAGGUACUCCAAUAUUUCAUCUUCAUGCAGCGAGGUUGCGGAGUGGACACCUUGCAACUACUCUGAUCUUGGAGACAUGUAGAUGUGACCAAAGCUGGAUGCAUGUAC
Molecule: messenger RNA, 2416 nt
Organism: Exophiala viscosa
Lineage: Eukaryota; Fungi; Ascomycota; Eurotiomycetes; Chaetothyriales; Herpotrichiellaceae
Product: ATP-dependent rRNA helicase spb4
Exons: 1
Coding region: 314-2218 (634 amino acids)
Cellular component (GO): nucleolus
Molecular function (GO): ATP binding; nucleic acid binding; RNA helicase activity
Source: RefSeq, a predicted model, not a curated record